UAUCCUUAAUCCAUUAAAACCCCCUCCUUCACCAACUGCUCUCUCCCCUUUUACUUUCUCUCUCUAAAAUCUCCCAUUCCAUUCCUUUCCAUUCCACUGAUAGAGAGAGAGAGAAUCAGAAUUUAGAAUUCAGAAUUCGGAAUCCUCCCUCUUCCUCUCCAUGAAAAUUUAGGGAAAACGGAAUUGGAUUAAGCGUUAUCCGGAGCUGCGGAGAGAAAAAGAAAUGGCUCAUGCGGUGUUCCAGACGGCGCAAAUCAUGCCCAUUAACACCCAGCUUCCCACCACCAAGCUAUGGCUGCCGCCGCCGCCGCCGCUUGUAAAGCUCGGUCCCUCUCAGACCCCACGGAGCAAACCAGUUCUGGUGGUGAAGGCUUUCACCACUUCUUCUCCAUCCUCGUCUUCUUCGGCCGUUUCAGAUGGGGAUUCCAUUGCUCUGUUGGAGCGUUGCUUUGUAGCACCGUCGGCACCUGCCGCCACAUCUUCCUCCUCUCUCGGUCCUGUUAUGAAAGGCCAAUAUGGUUCCCUUGGGUCUGUUACCUUGGAGAAAUCGAAGCUUGAUUUAUCUCAGAAGCAAUCAAAGUCCAGUCCCGAGACUGCAAUUGGGGGAGGUGGUGGAGAUAUCGGGAAGAAAAUUAAUCAUGGUGGUGGUGACGGUGGAGAUGAUGAUGGUGAUGAUGACGAUUACUAUGAUGAAUUUGAUGAUGGGGAUGAGGGAGAUGAGGGUGGCCUGUUUCGGAGAAGGAAAUUUCUAGAAGAGCUUUUUGAUCGUAAAUUUGUAGAUGCAGUUUUAAAUGAGUGGCAGAAGACAAUGAUGGAUCUGCCUGCUGGAUUUCGACAAGCUUAUGAAAUGGGUUUAGUUAGCUCGGCUCAAAUGGUAAAAUUCUUAGCAAUAAAUGCCAGGCCAACCACAACUCGCUUUAUUUCACGAAGUCUUCCUCAAGGAAUCUCACGGGCUUUUAUUGGCAGGAUGUUAGCCGAUCCUGCCUUUCUAUAUAGGCUUCUUUUAGAGCAGGCAGCUACAAUUGGUUGCUCAGCUUGGUGGGAAAUAAAGAACCGCAAGGAUAGGAUAAAACAGGAAUGGGAUCUGGCGCUCAUUAAUGUUCUCACAGUAACUGCAUGCAAUGCUAUAGUUGUCUGGUCACUUGCUCCUUGUCGUUCGUAUGGAAAUACAUUCCGAUUUGAUUUGCAAAAUACAUUACAGAAGCUUCCAAAUAAUAUAUUUGAAAAAAGUUAUCCUCUAAGGGAAUUUGACCUGCAAAAGAGAAUCCAUUCAUUCUUCUACAAAGCUGCAGAGUUGUGCAUGGUCGGUAUAACCGCGGGAGCAGCUCAAGGUGCUUUGUCCAAUUUUCUGUCCCGUAAAAAGGAGGAAAGAUUAUCUGUAUCAGUUCCGACUGUGAGCACCAAUGCUCUCGGUUAUGGCGCGUUUCUUGGGCUCUACGCAAAUCUCCGGUAUCAGUUACUAUGUGGUUUUGACAGAGCAAUGAUCAGUCAUUUUGAUGUUAUUGGAGUGGCUCUAUUUUUCAGCUCUGCAUUAAGGGUUCUGAAUGUGCAACUGGGAGAAAGAUCAAGACUGGCUUGGCUUGGGGUGGAGGCAGACCCACUGGUUCAGUCAAGUGACCUCUUGAAGCAGGUGUACAACCGACCUUCCGAGGGCGUUAAUGAGCCUUCCUCAAAAUGGUUUAUCUCAAAAAACGCCAUCAUCUCUGGUCUUGGACUUCUCGGUGUCAAACAGACCGGUGCAGACUCCGUCUCUGAAGGUGAAUCAAUACCCAAAGCACGGAGGAAAAGAAUUGUUCGGAAAAAGGUAACGGCAGGUUCGUCGUGAUCUUUCAUCCAAUCAAUGCAUUCUUCAUUACCCAGUUUUGCAGUAUGACGAUAGAUUUGGUGCGAAGUCGCAUAAAUCUUUGAUAAAGUUAGUUGCUAGGUGGAUGGUAUUUGCUUUGAUGUAACCUGUGAUCCAACUGGAAGGAUUGAUUUGAAACUGAAGUGAUGCAAUUGUUGUAAAAUUUCGUUGGUAGGGAUUUUUCUUUAUUCUUUUGGUU
Momordica charantia (bitter melon) is the source of this 2042-nucleotide messenger RNA. RefSeq names its product plant/protein, putative (DUF3411). NCBI's taxonomy places the organism in Eukaryota, Viridiplantae, Streptophyta, Magnoliopsida, Cucurbitales, Cucurbitaceae. Gene Ontology annotation, cellular component: chloroplast inner membrane. Gene Ontology annotation, biological process: plant organ development. The record is from RefSeq and is a predicted model, not a curated record.